CAGAACCAAAGACAGAACUCUGUUAUCUGUGGAAAUAGCCUAUUUUUACAUUUUUUACCAACAUCAAAAAAUGUUACAACUUUCGAUUUGAAAAAAAGUUACUUGGUAGAUUUUAAUGAAUUGAAUCAAUGCAUUUGAGGCAUCAUUUUUAAUAUAGUUUUCUCAACAUGGAUAAAAUAUUCACAUACUUCGUCGUACUAUGUUUUGUAAAAUGCACUAUACAAUUUUAUGUCCCUGGUAUGGCUCCUACAGAUUUUAAAAAAGGAGAAACAGUGGAAUUGAAAGCAGUUAAAAUGACGAGUAUUCACACACAGUUGCCCUUCGAAUAUUAUUCAUUACCCUUAUGUUUACCAAAAGGGGGGGCUGUCGGUAUUCAUUAUAAAUCAGAAAAUUUGGGAGAAGUAUUAAGAGGAGAUCGUAUUGUGAAUACACCUUAUGCAGUUAAAAUGGCUGAGAACACUCCUUGUACUCUUCUAUGCAAUUCUAAAGAUCAACCAAUUAACUGGAAUCCUAGUCAAUCACAGACAGUAGUUGAUCGUAUUCAACAUGAUUAUUAUGUUCAUUUGAUUGUGGAUAAUUUACCAGCUGCUACAAUCAAAUCAAAAACAGAUAAUGGGUAUCAAUAUCAAUUGGGAUAUGCUUUAGGAACAACAGUUGGAGAUAGAAAUUAUAUCAAUAACCAUCUCAAGCUAAAACUGCUUUAUCAUAAUCCCACCCCUGACAUUUAUAGGGUGGUAGGGUUCCAUGUUGAAGCAAUAUCAGUGCAUAAAGAUGCUCUUAAGUUUGUGGGAAGUUCAUGCAGCUUUCCAGAUAAGCCUAGACCUCAAAUUGUGGAUCCAACAACGGGCACAAAACUAUAUUUUACUUAUGAAGUUGAAUGGGAGGAAUCCAUGGUCAGCUGGGCAUCACGAUGGGAUACUUACUUAUCUAUAGGAGAUGCUCAAAUACAUUGGUUUUCAAUCAUCAACUCAAUUGUAGUCAUAUUCUUCUUAUCAGGGAUUCUCACCAUGAUUAUGGUGAGAACUUUGAGGCGAGAUAUCGCAAAAUAUAAUGCUGAUGAAAAUUACGAUGAUGCAAUGGAGGAAUCAGGUUGGAAAUUAGUACAUGGCGAUGUAUUUCGACCGCCAAAAUACGCAAGAUUAUUUUCAGCCAUUAUUGGCUCUGGCAUACAGAUAUUCUUUAUGUCACUCAUAACACUUUUUUUUGCCAUGCUUGGUAUGCUAUCCCCAGCUUCUCGAGGAGCACUCACUUCUGCGGUUAUCUUCUUCUUCACAUUCAUGGGAGUAGUAGCAGGUUAUUAUUCUGCUCGUCUCUAUAAAACACUGAAAGGUCGGGAAUGGAAAAGAGCAGCUUUUUUAACUGCCACUUUGUAUCCAGGGACAGUGGCGAGUGUUUGUUUUUUCCUCAAUUUUCUUAUUUGGGGAAAAGCAAGCAGUGGUGCAGUACCAUUUUCAACCAUGAUCUCUUUACUACUGAUGUGGGUAUUAAUCUGUAUGCCAUUGGUAUAUUUAGGAUAUUACUUCGGGUAUAGGAAGCAACCUUACAGCCAUCCUGUCAGGACAAAUCAAAUCCCUAGACAAGUUCCUGAGCAGAAUUGGUAUAUGAAUCCGAUUUUAUGCACACUAAUGGCUGGUAUACUGCCAUUCGGAGCUGUAUUCAUAGAAUUGUUCUUCAUCUUCACUGCAAUUUGGGAAAAUCAAUUCUAUUAUUUGUUUGGAUUUUUGUUCCUGGUUUUCAUUAUACUGAUCAUAUCUUGUUCGCAAAUUUCUAUUGUGAUGGUAUAUUUCCAACUUUGCGAGGAAGAUUACAACUGGUGGUGGAGGAGUUUACUCGUUUCUGGAGGUUCUGCUCUCUACAUCCUGUUCUACUCAUUGUUUUAUUUCAUAACCAACUUAAAUAUAAACGAAUUUUUACCCACACUUCUCUAUUUUGGGUAUACAGCACUCAUGGUUCUCACAUUUUGGAUUCUUACUGGAUCUAUAGGCUUCUUGGCAGCCUAUGCUUUUGUGAGGAAAAUAUAUGCAGCUGUAAAAAUUGAUUGAAUGCUGUUUUUCCAAAAUAAAUAUUUGUAAGUUUUUGUUGGAGAGAAUGCCUGCAGUGCAACAUGAUCUGUCAUUAAAUGAUAAGUAUUUAUAUUAUAUUUGUGAAUCUGAAGAAAUAAAUGAAGUGAUUUAUUUUAAACUGACGAUAACAAUAAAUUUUGUAAAUAAAUUUUAAUGAAAUCACCAAA
Coccinella septempunctata (seven-spotted ladybird) is the source of this 2230-nucleotide messenger RNA. RefSeq names its product transmembrane 9 superfamily member 4 (gene TM9SF4). The transcript has 8 exons. Bases 168 to 2042 code for a protein of 624 amino acids. Gene Ontology annotation, biological process: protein localization to membrane. Gene Ontology annotation, cellular component: membrane. The record is from RefSeq and is a predicted model, not a curated record. NCBI's taxonomy places the organism in Eukaryota, Metazoa, Arthropoda, Insecta, Coleoptera, Coccinellidae.